Molecule: messenger RNA, 1818 nt
Organism: Ruditapes philippinarum (Manila clam)
Lineage: Eukaryota; Metazoa; Mollusca; Bivalvia; Venerida; Veneridae
Product: sushi, von Willebrand factor type A, EGF and pentraxin domain-containing protein 1-like
Exons: 3
Coding region: 73-1818 (581 amino acids)
Source: RefSeq, a predicted model, not a curated record
UCGUGACAUUUAAGGUGUUUAAAACAUUUAUUUGGAAAUGACUUUCUUGCUUUUCAGAUGUGAAAGUAGGAAAUGGGUUCAUUUCGUCUGUUACAACUGAUUCUCUUCAUUUACACGUUAAUACUAGAAAUAGAAGUAGCGCAGACCCAACAACAAGCGAUCGGAUGUCCACUUUUUUUUCUUAAAACGUCAUGCUAUGGAAGGUUUGUAGAUGGACAGUUGAGUAAUUUCGGCACAUUCAUUAAGAUAGGAAGUAUAAUCGAAUUAUGGAAUGCGUCAAAUUAUGAUAGUUAUGUUAUCCUGCGAUGCCAGGAAGAUGGAACAUAUAAUGGAACUACGCCUUGCCAUUUAAUAAGUCAAAAUAAUAGCUGUGAUGCCUAUAUCUACCAAUCAAUAAAUUAUUUAACGAUGCAUCCAAGUCAGUCAACAUUUCUGGUUGGACGUGUUCUCAGUUUUUCAUGUGAACCAGGCUUUACAUUAGAAGGUCCUGAAAGCGUAUAUUGUAGAUCAUAUUACAAAUGGAGUGAUAAGGCAAUACCAAGAUGUAGAGGUUGUCCAUAUCCAGGACAUCUCGUUAAUGGUUAUUAUACUGAUAGUAAAGGGUUACCAUUCAACGACGGAGAUAAAGCAGUGAACGAAAUAUUAACAGCACAUUGCGAUCAAGGCUUUAUGCUACUAGGGAAUCAUUUCAUAGCUUGUAAAUUACUUGUUUACUGGCCGAUUACUGCUCCAAAAUGUGUUGAUGCAUCAUGCCAACCUCCAAACAUCAAGUCCAAUGGCAAAUACGUCUUUCCAAAUGGUUCUGACACUUCAUCUUAUAAAUUUCGAAUUGGACAGAAGCUUUUGCUUAUGUGUAAGAAAGGAUAUUAUUCUUCUUCGGACAAAAAUUACAUUACAUGUAACGUUAGGGGAAUAAGGUCCAUUGGAAUAGAUUUUGGAUGUAAACUUAUAAAAUGUGAGAAACCAAAGCAUAUCGAAAACGGUAGUUAUCUAGUUGUAAGUAAUUCCGGUAACCAUUCGUACGCAGGAAACCCAGUGCCUUAUGGUACAUCGAUCUACGUUUCGUGUCAGGAAGGCUUUUUUAAAGCCGGAAAUACCAUGUUAGAGUGUACUGAAACGGGGACAUGGUCAGGCGAAAAACCUAAUUGUACCCAGAUCAUAUGCAAAAUUCCCCAUUCAAUUGCCAAUGGUGGAUAUCAAUUAAAUCAAUCUAGAAUUUCUGCACUUACAACCUUUACAUAUAAAGAAAAGGUAUUUGUGCAUUGCAAUAAAGGUUAUGAACUUAGAACAGACCCAUAUAGAACAUGCAUAAUGGCAAAUGUUUGGAGUGGGGAAACUCCCAUUUGCGAGAAAAUAGUUUGUCCAAAACCUAUAUCGGCAUUAAAUUUGACUUAUUUGGAUGAAAAAGGUAUUGUGCGUACGCAAAGUAGGAUUGUAUACAAUGCAAAAAUAUUUUUUCAAUGUCAAAUUGGAUAUAAUUUAACAGUUGGGACAGCAACUAGAAUGUGUACUGCAACCGGAAACUUGACUGGAAUAAAUUCUUUAUGCGUGCCUGUAGCAUGUACAAAGCCAGAGGUCACAUCCUGUGGACACUUCAUGCAAUCAAACACAACACAAAUCUUAUGGGAAAGAGAAUUUUCAUAUAACUCUACACUGCUUUUUGUGUGUAAUUUAUUAAAGUAUUCUUGCCAAAACAAAACAAGAGAGAACAUGUGUUCAGAGGGCGGACCUUGGAUUGAAAAUAUACCUAUUUGUGGUAAAUAUAAACAUGAUUAUUCCUUCUUUGCUCUAGAUAUUCUGAUGAAAUGUUUUACAUGA